CAUUCUCAUUCCUCUUUCCAUUCGCCUCAACCAUACACAACACAUUAACCUCUCUCUCUCUCUCUCUCUCUCUCUCAAAAGCAUACAAAUGGCUUCAGUGACCAUGCUCUGCAUUUCUUUUGCUUCGCUUCUCUCACUUUUUGCUCUGGCUAACGCUAGAAUCCCAGGGAUUUACAGCGGUGGAACAUGGGAGAGUGCCCACGCUACAUUCUAUGGUGGCAGUGACGCCUCUGGAACUAUGGGUGGUGCUUGUGGGUACGGAAAUCUGUACAGCCAAGGCUACGGAGUGAACACGGCGGCACUGAGCACAGCACUCUUCAACAAUGGGCUGAGCUGCGGUGCGUGCUUUGAGAUCAAGUGCAACGAGGACCCAAGGUGGUGCAACCCUGGCAGCCCUUCCAUCAUAGUCACAGCCACCAACUUUUGCCCUCCCAACUUUGCUCUCCCAAGUGACAAUGGCGGCUGGUGCAACCCUCCUAGGCCCCACUUCGACCUCGCCAUGCCCAUGUUCCUCAAGAUCGCCGAGUACCGUGCCGGAAUCGUCCCCGUCUCUUACCGCCGGGUCCCAUGCAGGAAGCUAGGGGGAAUCAGAUUCACAAUCAACGGUUUCCGAUACUUCAACCUGGUAUUGGUGACGAACGUGGCAGGAGCAGGGGACAUAGUGCGGGUGAGCAUAAAAGGAGCAAACACAGAAUGGAUGAGCAUGAGCCGUAACUGGGGCCAGAACUGGCAAUCCAACGCGGUUUUGGUGGGCCAGCCCCUUUCAUUCAGGGUCACGGGAAGUGAUAGGCGUACCUCUACCUCUCACAACGUGGCGCCAGCUAAUUGGCAGUUCGGUCAGACUUUCACGGGAAAGAAUUUCCGUGUCUAAUUAAUUAACUUUCAUGGAAUUCAAGUUUCCCGCCCUUCAAUUUUUUUCCUUCUAUUUUCCCGGGAAAAUUUUUGAAGUGAAUGGUGGGAGAGAGACUGAGCAAAUUAAUAGUAGGGACUUGUUUGUAUUGGGCUUUUUGAUAGGAUAUUAACGGAAAAAAGGGGGUGAAAACAUGGUCAAAUAGGUAUGAAAGCCACUGUUAUUCCUCACCAUAUAAAAAAAGUGAGUUAGUGGUGACUUUCUCUUUUUUAUUUUACUUUAUGUUUCUUUACUUUUUUUUUAAUUGACUUAAAAGGUGGUGGUGUCUAUGUUAGUGGAGCUGGUCCAGCAUUUGGUAAAAGUUGUAAGGUCUGAAGUGGCUGCAAUUGCAAAACAUGUAGCCCGCAGCUCUAAUUAUAUAUGGUAUAAUAUAUAUUCUUGUUAUCAUAUAUAUAAUCAUAUAAUUGUGGUAA
Quercus robur (English oak) is the source of this 1323-nucleotide messenger RNA. Its product is annotated as expansin-A6. Bases 89 to 871 code for a protein of 260 amino acids. Lineage: Eukaryota; Viridiplantae; Streptophyta; Magnoliopsida; Fagales; Fagaceae. Gene Ontology annotation, cellular component: extracellular region. The record is from RefSeq and is a predicted model, not a curated record. The transcript is spliced from 3 exons. Gene Ontology annotation, biological process: plant-type cell wall organization.